UGCUCACCGAGUUAUAUGGAAGACAGAGCGAGCGGCGCCCCCAGGUCAAUGUUUUGAUGUGCAUCGCCUCGCGAUUCCGGUUCGCUCGGUCGAGAAUGUAUAGAGCAUGAGACCGUGAUUGGGACCUUCCGUUAUUCCAAUUGACAUCGAUGGCUGAAGGAUUCAUAACUUUCAACUAUCAAGGCGAAGAGUACCAGACAUGGUACAAAGUUAUGGGCAACUUCGACAGCUGUACGCGCACACCCUUGGUUGUGGCGCACGGCGGGCCAGGUCUAUCCCACGACUAUCUCCUCCCUCUCUCUGACCUGGCCACCAAAUUUUCCGUCCCAGUUAUCUUCUACGACCAAAUCGGAAACUCCCGUUCGACACAUCUCCAAUCAAAGCUACCGUCGUUUUGGACCAUUGAUCUGUUCAUCAACGAAUUGAUCAACCUUCUCGAGCACUUCCACAUCCAGGACCGGUUUGACUUGCUCGGCCAUUCAUGGGGCGGGAUACUCGGUCUAGAGUUCGAAGUGCGCAAGCAGCCAGAGGGAUUGCGCCACUUGGUGUUGACCAGCUCGUCGGCUGAUAUGGGGAUGUGGAACGCGUCGACUGGAGAGCUCAGUAAGGCCUUUCCGGACGAUGUACAAAACGGACUGGCUGUCGGCGUGGCGGAUAUGGAAGUGUACGGCCAGGCGCUCAAGGCAUUCCACAAGAAGCAUGGAUGUCUCAUGGACCCGUGGCCGGAAGAGCUGGUAUACUCGAUGGACCAAUCAACGAGUCCAUCGGCAGAUAUCUCCGCUGCAGUGGGGAUGUUCACCGGAGAGCUUCGUACGUGGAGUAUCGUCGAUCGUCUUGACCGCGUUCGUGUUCCGACGUUUGUGAUCAACGGACGAGCAGAUAUAGCUCAGGACUUUGUCGUCGAGCCUCUGUUCAGAGGUAUUCGGCAAGUCAAGUGGGUAACGAUGGAGAAAUCGAGUCAUACCCCGAUGUGGGAGGAGCGGGAGAGAUAUAUGGAUCUCGUUAACGGAUUCUUGUCUACAUAAUCCAUCUAUAUAUCCGCUUUCGUUUCCGCUUUCGUUUCAUGCUGGGCCGCAAAAAUGACUCCUCCCCAAGUGACCAAUGUGGACACUGAAGUCGGACCAUGCAGUCCCGUCUCUGAGCAAAGUCCUGGGCCCGCCGGUGCAAGAUAUCAACCUCGAAAG
Molecule: messenger RNA, 1184 nt
Organism: Guyanagaster necrorhizus
Lineage: Eukaryota; Fungi; Basidiomycota; Agaricomycetes; Agaricales; Physalacriaceae
Product: proline iminopeptidase
Exons: 4
Coding region: 150-1025 (291 amino acids)
Biological process (GO): proteolysis
Molecular function (GO): peptidase activity
Source: RefSeq, a predicted model, not a curated record